AGAUCGACGGCGAGACGGACAAGGUACUGAUGAUCCUCUUCAUGCCUUCUCAAAUCAAAUAAUUGUCUUACUUACAGUUUUCUAGUUAUACUGCCAAUGCCUGUGUAUGUUUACGAAACUCUUCCUGGACACAAAAUCAAUUUGCUUUGCUGUCGAAAAAUUCAAAUUCUACGUCUUGAUCCACCACGUUUCAUCGAAAAGCGAACAGGCGGUCGGCUUCUUUUCCAAAGAGAACCUGUCGUGGGACGAAAACAAUCUUGCUUGCAUAUUGAUCUUUCCGCCAUUCCAGUCUCAGGGAUUGGGCCAGUUGCUCAUAGAGUUCUCUUAUCAGCUAUCAGCGUUGGACGGAAAACUGGGAUCGCCCGAGAAACCGCUUUCGGAAUAUGGUCGAAAAAGCUAUCUACUCUACUGGUGUACUGCUAUCUAUCGAGCACUCCCAUAUUUCGAGAAGGAAAAGUCUGGAAACGUGUCUAUCAAUGAUAUAUCCAUGGCUACUGGAAUCAAGCAAGAAGACGUUGUCGACGCGCUAAAGUCUAUGGAUGCUUUACAAAAACGCAACAUUGAAGACUCAGAUGAGAAAUUACACUGGGUGGUCUCCAAAACAAAUAUAGAGAACUGGGCCUUGAAAAGGAAAGUAAAGACGAGGCCUCUUAUUGAUCCGAAUUAUAUAUUAAUAUCCUAAUUAAUUGGAAUGACAAAACAAAU
Messenger RNA from Myxozyma melibiosi, 705 nucleotides. Its product is annotated as acyl-CoA N-acyltransferase. Gene Ontology annotation, biological process: negative regulation of DNA-templated transcription; positive regulation of transcription by RNA polymerase II. Gene Ontology annotation, molecular function: transcription coregulator activity; histone H4K16 acetyltransferase activity. Gene Ontology annotation, cellular component: chromatin; MSL complex. The transcript has a single exon. Lineage: Eukaryota; Fungi; Ascomycota; Lipomycetes; Lipomycetales; Lipomycetaceae. The coding region runs from base 107 to 682 and encodes 191 amino acids. The record is from RefSeq and is a predicted model, not a curated record.